CCUCCCUCCCUCCCCUCCCCCCCCUCAUAACUACAUCUACACACUCACGCCAAAGCAUCUCUGCUCCGUGCACCACCUGCCUCGAAUAAGAAUCAUGCUUCCCCGCUGGGUUUCGCAACGUCUUCCCACUCUCGUGCCGCGAGCGGCUCGGGAGGCGCUUCCCCGCGCGGCCGGGUCCCUGACCGGCGCGCUGGAGUCACUCCUUUCACCACCGGGCUCGGGGCGCUCCGAGCAUGACGGCCCGCAGUUGGAGCCACUCCUGAUCCCCCUGGAGCGCGAGGAGUAUCCGCCCCGCCGGUCGGGCUCCGACAACGGGCCCUUCGAUGGCCGGCGAUACUUUUCUACCACGGCCACCAGCAUGAUGCCGGCUGGCGGGCCCUUCCGGCCCUCCCCCCCGGCGCCGGUCUUCUCCACCUGGGUCAACAAUAUCUUCAACUCGGUGGACAACUCCCGCAUCCGCCUUCUUGGCGCGGACCUUGCCGCGGCCGAGUUCUUCCUCAAGGCCGAUGGCAAGAUUCGCCUCGAGGGGGAUGCCGAAUGGCUGACCAACCCCCAGCAACUUCUCCUUCGUCUGGACACCCUGUGCCCCGGGAUCCAGAACAAGAAGCCCAAGUACACCGGGCCCACGCCAGCCAUUGUGGACGCUGACCUCUCCGGCACGGCGAUCACCGACCGUGGCAUGGCCUACCUGGCCGGUGUCAAAGGCCUGGAGACCCUCAACCUGAGUGGGUGUCAGCUCAUCGGGGAAGAUGCGGCGGCUCUGAUUGGCAAGCUCCCCCAGCUGCGGGAACUGGAUCUCUCCAGGACCCGGCUCACCGAGGAUCAGGUCGCCCUGGCGGUUGCCUCGCCCGGGCUUCGUCGUGUCUGCGCUUUGAACAUGGCCUUCCCCUCGGACGUGGCGCGUCAGGCCAUCGUCAUGGCUGUUCGCAAUCCCGACUGCGAAAUCAUUGUCUAAUUGCCGAGGGGGAAGGGACAGAGCAGUCUGCCUGUCUGAAGGAGGCCCUCUGCGCACGUCCGAGUGGCGAAGAAGAGGCCCUCUGCCGCUCCCCGCGCCUCCCUUUGCUCUUCACAUUGUCCGCACAUACACCGACACACCCGCCCCCCCCCCCCCCUCCC
Fonticula alba is the source of this 1116-nucleotide messenger RNA. RefSeq lists its product as hypothetical. Gene Ontology annotation, molecular function: protein binding. The coding region runs from base 95 to 955 and encodes 286 amino acids. The transcript is spliced from 3 exons. Lineage: Eukaryota; Rotosphaerida; Fonticulaceae. The record is from RefSeq and is a predicted model, not a curated record.